Molecule: messenger RNA, 1371 nt
Organism: Stereum hirsutum FP-91666 SS1
Lineage: Eukaryota; Fungi; Basidiomycota; Agaricomycetes; Russulales; Stereaceae
Exons: 5
Coding region: 1-1371 (456 amino acids)
Source: RefSeq, a predicted model, not a curated record
AUGUCUGGUCAAACACACUCGGCACCUGGCCCCGCGCGUCGAAAUCGGUGGCCUUCGACGAUCUCCCAGUCGCCUUCCGCCUCCAGCCAGGCCAUUCUGCCUCCACAAGAAUCGAGUAGUUCCUAUUUUGCCACCCGUAUGAUAUUCCCCGAGAAUGCGGGACACUUUGAGACGUCAGGGACUGGGCAGGCAGAUUUUCGAGAUAUUGAGACAUUGGGGCAAUGGCCCAGUCCUUCUCCGCCUCUAACACAGGGUCCCCUCGCAUCCGGCUCGCACAUGCCUCAUGGCACUCUACCAUCGAAUGGGACACAUCAUUCCAUAGGGUCUGCGAUCCACCCCGCCAUUCUUCCGACCACCGAUCCAUCGAGGACCCUCAUGUGUUCCUGCGCAUUUGAUACUCCGUCAGCAUGCUACGUUCACUGUCCGUUGGAAACUCUAUACAGUGCUUACAAAGCACUGCCUCACCGAGAUCCUCUCGCUCUUCAACUCCUGGCUCGGGUGUUCACGGAUCCACAGCGUAAUUAUCCACCCGAAAUUGCACCCACAGAACCGCCUCCGGCGAACAAACUCUGUCUGGAACGUAUAGGGAUCCCGAACCCGUGCUGCUGCAAUAGCGGCCAACUAUCCCAAAUGAAGCACCCGACCAGACAUUUGCAAUCCAACACGCAUAUUAGGGAAUACUCCUUUGAGGUUCAAGACACCUUUGAGUUCGAGUACUGUGGCAAUUUCCACCUUUGUCCGAACGGCUAUUUCGUGGGCCGACCAGGUCAGGUCGACGCCAGGCACCGAAAGACGAAGAAGGGAGACGAAUAUUCCACCUGCCGCGCAAUGAGACCUGUCGUGAUCAAGGGACUCCCAAAAGCGGUGACGUUCCCAGGGUUCGGCACCAUACUGUACCUUCCCGGAGAGACCGUUCCAGCCGCAUAUGCCGACCGAUGGCGUUUCUUUACUUUAAGUGAUCAAGAUGAGAAGGCAAAGUGCAGCGAUAAAAAGCACGCGGGAACGUCGUCAUACAACGACUGGAAGACGAUCAGGGAGGCAGACCUUCCUCCUGAGCUACGCUCGGAGAACAUGACCGCGAGACCGUCUUCUCAGGGAACCGCUCCAGCAGAGAAUAGCCCAGUGGUAUUCUCUCCCUUCACACCACACAUUGGCGAAGAUCUCGUAGCUCUGUAUACCUCUGCAUCAUCCCCGCCCUUGGUCUUGCCGUCUGCUGACAUGCCUAGCGGAGCGUUAUCUCAUACAGUUCCUGUUCCUCAGGUCUUUAGCCUACACAUCACCCUCUACAUCGUCAAUGACUCUAUCGCCAGCGCUUGGCAGCUCAGCUACCUCCACUGCUCGUGGAUCAGAAACGCCGAAAUUCCACUUUGA